GAUUGCUAGUAAAUGGUAGUUAUCCUUCAUUCUUUUGAGGAGAUGUAUGUUUAUAGGGAAGAAAAUAGCGGCGGAGCACGUCUCAUUGCACGUGCUAAAUCAGGGUUGAAAUUUAACGGGUCUAAACCCAAAAGCGAUUCUAGCUUGCGUUCUUUCUUGCGCGGUCCAGACUCGAGAAUUCCGUAAACCCUAGCUCCUCUACUUGCCUUCCGUUUCAAAUUUCCGGGGGAAGGCAACAACAAAGGCGAAAGGAGGAAAGGACGAACGAGAGAUGGGGAAGCGGAUGAGGCGGGGCAACCGCUCCCCCUCCUCCUCCGCCGUUCUCAGCAACUCUGUCCUCCUCCGCCGCAUCGCCUCCUCCAAGCUCCCCUCCGACCCCUACUCCCUCGACGUCGACUCCGUCGUUCACCACCUCCGCUCCCACUACCCCGAUUACGCUCGCGUCAAGCUCCAACCCUUCACCCUCCGCGUCCAGCGCACCCUCGACUCCCUCCGCCGCCGCCCCGCCGCCGCCGCCGGAUCCUCCUCCUCCUCCUCAUCCGACGACGACGAUGACGACGGCGGCGGCGAUGCACCCUCCUCCCGCAAGAGGCCCAGCCGCUCCGACCUCUCCGAGCAGCGGCUGCUCCGUGCGGAGUCGGACCACCUCCGCCGCCGCCAGUUCCAGCGGCGGGACCCUUCCGAAUCCUCCAACGACUCGACCUCCACCUCCGACGACUCCGUCUUCGAGGCCAAGAUGGAUCCGGAGUUCGACAUAACGAAGUCGCUGCUCCGCGACAGCUAUGGCAAGCGGGCGAAGCUGAAGGGCGCGGAGGAGGACAAUAUGGAGAUCGAGGCGGCCGUGGAGAAGCCGAUUAAUGUGGAAUUGGUUGAUGUGUGUGGUGGAGGUAGUGGGAUUGAGACCCCGGUGGUUGAGAAGGGGAGGAGUGGAGGAGGUGAGGUAGAGAUUGGGGAGGAAGGGAGGCCAGGGCCAAGGUUCCGGGAUCUUGGUGGGAUGAAGGCGGUGCUGGAGGAACUGAUGAUGGAGGUGAUCGUGCCGCUGUGCCAUCCGCAUCUGCCGAAGUGGCUUGGGGUAAGGCCGAUGGCCGGGAUUCUGUUGCAUGGCCCACCUGGUUGUGGGAAGACGAAGCUCGCCCAUGCCAUUGCCAAUGAGACUGGUGUUCCCUUCUAUAAGAUAUCUGCCACCGAAGUGGUCUCUGGUGUCUCUGGUGCUUCAGAAGAAAAUAUACGGGACCUUUUCAAGAAGGCAUACAGAACUGCCCCUUCGAUUGUUUUCAUUGAUGAGAUAGAUGCCAUUGCUUCCAAGAGGGAGAACCUGCAGAAGGAGAUGGAGCGCCGGAUAGUUACACAGUUAAUGACUUGCAUGGAUGAGUCCCACCAAACACUUAGAUCAAGUAAUUCUAAUUUCGAGUCAGAAGCGUCCGAGAAAAAACCUGGCUAUGUUCUGGUAAUUGGAGCCACAAAUAGACCUGAUGCUGUGGACCAAGCAUUAAGAAGGCCUGGGCGGUUUGACCGAGAGAUCAUUUUGGGUGUCCCUGAUGAAAAUGCACGGGUUGAGAUUUUGUCGGUGCUUACUCGUAACAUUAGGCUUGAGGGCCAAUUUAACCUUUUCAAACUAGCAAGGUCCACACCAGGUUUUGUUGGAGCUGAUCUGGCGGCAUUAGUGAAUAAAGCAGGAAACCUGGCAAUGAAGAGAAUAAUAGAUAGAAGAAAGUCUCAACUUUCUUCUGAGCUUGAAAACAAGAACACUGAGGACUGGUGGAGACAACCUUGGGCCCCUGAAGAAAUGGAGAGUCUUAGUAUUACCAUGGCUGAUUUCGAGGAAGCUGCUGAACUGGUUCAACCAUCUUCCAGAAGAGAAGGAUUUUCCUCGAUACCUAAUGUUAAGUGGGAGGACGUUGGUGGUCUUAAUUUGUUGAGGAAAGAGUUUGAUCGUUAUAUUGUUCAACGAAUAAAACAUCCUGAGGAAUAUGAGGAAUUUGGAGUGAACUUGGAGGCUGGGUUUUUGCUUUAUGGGCCUCCUGGUUGUGGUAAAACGUUGAUUGCCAAGGCUGUAGCAAAUGAGGCAGGGGCCAGUUUUAUACAUAUCAAGGGUCCUGAACUUUUGAACAAGUAUGUUGGGGAGAGCGAGCUGGCAGUUAGAACAAUAUUCAGCCGUGCCCGAACAUGCUCUCCAUGUAUACUGUUCUUUGAUGAGGUUGAUGCUUUGACAACUAAACGAGGAAAAGAUGGAGGAUGGGUUGUUGAACGUCUCCUAAACCAGCUACUCAUUGAGCUAGAUGGUGCUGAUCAGCGACAGGGUGUUUAUGUCCUUGGAGCUACGAACAGACUUGAGGUCAUUGACCCUGCUGUACUUAGGCCAGGCAGAUUUGGGAAGGUUCUUUAUGUUCCACUACCUAGUGCUGAUGAACGUGGUUUAAUUCUGAAGGCACUUGCACGGAAGAAACCUAUUUCUGCUGAUGUAGACCUAGAUGCUCUAGCCCAUAGAGAGGCAUGCAAGAGUCUCACUGGGGCCGAUCUUGCUGCUUUGAUGAAUGAAGCUGCCAUGGCUGCUUUGGAAGAGAAACAGAAUUCUGUAGAUCAAGGAACUGCAAGUAGUGAUCCAUGGAAUAUCAAGAUAUCACAUUUUGAGCAAGCUUUGCAGAAAAUAACACCAUCUGUGUCAGAGAAGGAUAGGAUCUACCAUGAGGCCUUAUCGCAAACCUUCAGAGCAGCUUGAAAAUAUUCGUAAUUCUCUCAUAUGUGGGUGCAAUAUAGAUACCGACCUGCAGUCUCAGAACCACACAAAGCUAUCUUGCAGCAUAGAACGAUGAUCUGAGGGUCUAUGGCAGUGUAUUUGCUUGUGUCAUGGUUUCGCCAACCAUUACACUCGGCUAUUUAAUUCUGUAGAAAGCUGGCAGAGAAGCUGUUUAGCAUGUUAGUAGAAGUUUGUUUAUUUACAGCCAUUCUCGAGUAUGGUCCCAGGGCCCAAAUGAAGGUUAUGGUCUACCUAUCUACAGAAGGUGGAUAGCUUCCACUCAGGAAUGAGACAGCCUAUUGCGGGGCACACAAUUUUGCCUGUUUUCAGAGUUUUCAUUCACAUGUAAAAUUCUACGGUGGUUUCCUUUUGGAUACAUUUUAAAAAGAGGGUUUAUAUUACUAAUGCAAUUCAUCUCUGGCAAUAUUAAUAGAAUAAAUGCUUUGUGUGCGAA
Phoenix dactylifera (date palm) is the source of this 3191-nucleotide messenger RNA. Its product is annotated as cell division control protein 48 homolog C-like. The record is from RefSeq and is a predicted model, not a curated record. Gene Ontology annotation, molecular function: ATP hydrolysis activity; ATP binding. Lineage: Eukaryota; Viridiplantae; Streptophyta; Magnoliopsida; Arecales; Arecaceae.